Molecule: messenger RNA, 453 nt
Organism: Macrobrachium nipponense
Lineage: Eukaryota; Metazoa; Arthropoda; Malacostraca; Decapoda; Palaemonidae
Exons: 1
Coding region: 1-453 (150 amino acids)
Source: RefSeq, a predicted model, not a curated record
AUGAAAAGGACCUUCAAGCCUAUAGGUUUAGAUCAGUUCUCUUUGGAACCACCUGCUCGCCUUUUCUACUCCAGUCGAACUUGCAAUAUCACUUUGAAACCUACCCCACUUGAGAUGUCUGAUAGGAAAUUUGCUGAAGACCCCAUCCAACAGCUUUGGACCCUAGAAUUAGUCGGAAUUGUUGAUCAAGAUAUGUCACCUGAGGAUAAAUUUGUACUGGAAGAAUUCAAGAAUUCCAUCAAUAUGGUUGAAGGACGAUAUGAGGUAUCUCCCCCCUGGAAAGUCGAUAAGAAACAACUUCCUACCCACUUAGCACUCUCGAGGAAAAGACUGAACAGUACUAUUCACAAGCUGAAACAAACUAAUAAAUAUCUGGAAAUUUAUGACCAGAUCAUCAAAGAACAACCGUCUCUCGGCUUCAUUGAACAGUGCCAGAAGAAGACCACAAGUUGA